AUGUUGCGGCGGCGCGAGCGCACGGCGCACUGGAGGAGACCUUCAGUGGCCCCAAACAUUCCCCAGCGGGGCCCUCAGCGGUCCCCAACAGCACCCAGCCUUCCUCCACGGCCCACAACGCUCCCCAAGCGGCGGCUGGCGGAGAGGACGGAGAGAGGCCGGCUGAGCGCGUGGCGCCUGCGCGCCAGAGCCCUUAACGCCGAGGAGGCUUUGUGCCCUCCCUUCCUGCAGUCGCCGCGCAUCCCCAGGAAAAGUAGUAUUUUACCUUUGAGUAACUGUCCCCAGCUGCAGUGCUGCAGGCACAUUGUUCCAGGGCCUCUGUGGUGCUCCGAUGCCCCUCACCCACUGUCGAAGAUCCCCGGUGGGCGAGGGGGUAGCAGGGAUCCUUCUCUUUCAGCUCUGAUAUAUAAGGAUGAGAAGAUCACUGUUAACCAAGAUGUCCCAGUGCACGAAGGGAAGCCUCAUAUUGUCCACUUCCAGUACAAGGUCACAGAGGUGAAGACCUCUUCCUGGGAUGCAGUGCUCUCUAAUCAGAGCCUCUUUGUGGAAAUCCCUGAUGGGUUAUUAGCUGAUGGAAGCAAAGAAGGGUUAUCAGCACUGCUGGAGUUUGCUGAAGAAAAAAUGAAAGUAAACUAUGUCUUUAUUUGCUUCAGAAAAAGCAGAGAAGACAGAGCUCCACUCCUGAAGACAUUCAGCUUCUUGGGCUUUGAGAUCGUGAGGCCUGGCCACCCCUCUGUCCCGUUGCAGCCAGAUGUGAUGUUCAUGGUGUACCCCCUGGAUCAGAACUCUUCCUCUGAUGAAGAAUAGCUGCAGCAGGGGACUCCACUGUGACCUGAAAUGCUGUUGAGGGGAGAGAGGGUUACAUCUCCUUUCUUGAGGAAAGGGAAAACAAGCUUCUGUUGGACUGAAACUGCAUUGCUCAUUGUUAGAUUGGCCCGUGUAUCUUCAGAGUUGACUAUCUCAUUGAAAUGUGUUGCCUAGAGAACUAUAUAUCCACACAUGUAAUCACCAAAUAGUAAAGGAAAGAUGUUUAUGAACUGGCAUAGGAGCUCUUUACAUGCAGCUGUGUGGUGCGUUAGCCUAAGGGUGCCCCCUGCCCAGGCCCUGCAGUGGGGAGCACAGCUGUAGAUGCAGCAUCAACUCCUUGAGUUCCCUUCCCCAUCGCCCCGUGUGCACUCGUCUGACCGACUGCCUGUUUAUUUUUCACUCAGACUCUUAAGUAGGAGGCGUGUUUGGGGCAUGAGGAGAUGUGCUUGAGUUUAACACUACAUUAAAACCCCCCUACAUCUCCCCUUUGGGGCAACUGAUGCUGGUUUAACUGGUCUAACUUUUUUUUUUUUUUUAAACUACUUGCUCUUCUGGCUUUUGUUUUAAGCAGUCUUAACUCUGUUCAAUGUUACUACUGCACUAUUUCGGCGUUCAAUAAAAGGGGCAUUCAGAUGAACUUCGCACAGCUGGGGCUGCUUAUUUGCAAGGCAGAGAGCCUCCUGUGGGCCUCCCCUAGGGCUGCCCUGGUUUCGGAGGGUCAAGUGAGCGUUGAGAGUGAUGCCUCUGCCCCAGGGAAUGCUUCCCUGCCUGCCUCCAGUCCAAGGAGAACCUACAGCCUGUGCCUUGAUCCACGGAUGGGUAGGGAGCAGGCCCGUGGCUGUCACCUCGGUUCUUCUUCCUGUCACCUUUCCAAAGAGAUGAUCUUCAGACUUGAGAUGCCCCAGCUCACGGCUGUGUCCAAACCAAAGGGGUUUGCCUGGAGGAGCAGGCAUGGCUGGUGGCUCUGCUGGGUGCUGUGGAGUGCUCUCCCCAUCUAGGGGCUUUCCUGGGAUGGAGGGAUGGGGCUGUGGUGCUGGCGGUAGCUUCUGUCUCAUCCCUACCCCUUCUAAUGCUGGAGAAUGAGGUUGCGCUCCUAUCUUCGUGCUGUUUGGAUGUAAGCUGGUGGCUUUGUGAAGGCUGCACGAGAAGGGGGUAUUCAUAACCCGUGCCCCGAGCCGUGCCCUCAGCUCUCCUCUAGGCCUGGCUGCUUGCCUGUGGAAUUGUCCUUGUGUGCUUUGUUGUGCUCUCGCCCUUCUGUGGAGGAUUUUGUUAAAAGCUGAAGCCGAGCCAUUCCAUAAACAUCAUGGUCAGUGUUUUUCUGUUUGGGGGAGAGAGGUGGGGCUGGGAUACAAGUUUGUGUGAAUAAAUCAUCUUAAAGUUUGUGUCU
Molecule: messenger RNA, 2194 nt
Organism: Egretta garzetta (little egret)
Lineage: Eukaryota; Metazoa; Chordata; Aves; Pelecaniformes; Ardeidae
Gene: OAZ2
Product: ornithine decarboxylase antizyme 2
Biological process (GO): positive regulation of protein catabolic process
Cellular component (GO): cytoplasm; nucleus
Molecular function (GO): ornithine decarboxylase inhibitor activity
Source: RefSeq, a predicted model, not a curated record